GUUCGCCGCAUUGUGGUUUAUUUCGGUUUUUAUGAGUGACGCGGGGCUUGCGAAAGGGGGAUCAGGACUAAAAAACAAACUAAAAGUUAACUGGCUUCUCCUGUAGGAAACACCGAGCACUGCGGCGCGGCUGGGCUUCAGCAGGCGGCGGGAUGGAGGUGGCUGUGCCGGCCGGUAACGGCGCGGCCGGGCCUGAAGAGGAAGGAGGAGGAGGAGGAGGAGGAGAUGAUGGUGGUGGUGGUGGUGGUGGUGCUGCUGCUGCUGGUGGCGAAGGAGGAGGAGGAGGCGGCACCGGGGGGGACCCCACACCUGGCCCCGACGUGUACGGGUACACCAAGGGAGAGCUGUUCACCUCUGAGAUCUAUAAAGUGGAAAUACAGAACCUGCCGAAAUACAUUGGCUUCAACGACGUGAAAAAGUUCCUCGCCAAGUAUGGGCUUAGCCCCCACAAGAUCAAACUCUUCGGGCGGCAGACGUUUGCCUUCGUGACGUUCAAGAGCGAGGACGAGCGGGACAAGGCCGCACGGGCACUGCAUGGGGUGCUGUGGAAGGGCCGGGUGCUCAGCGUCAGGUUGGCCAAGCCCAAGGCCGACCCCAUGGCGAAGAAGAGGAAGAAGGCCGAGGGGAGUGAGGCAGGGGAGGCAAAGCGGCCGGCCCCGUCGGCGGCUGGCCCCGAGGAGCCUCUCAGUAAGCAGAUAGCCGAUGUGGUGACUCCGCUGUGGAGCGUGCCCUACGCCGAGCAGCUGGCCAGAAAGAAGCAAGAAUGCGAGCAAGUGCUGCAGAAGCUGGCAAAGGAAAUAGGAAAUAACAACAGAGCGUUAUUACCUUGGCUGUUCCUGCAGAAGCAGAAGUAUAAUAAAAUGUGUUGCCCGGUAGAGGGAGUGAAAGCAUCACCGUUACAGACCGAAUAUCGCAACAAAUGUGAGUUCUUGAUUGGGAUUGGUGUAAAUCAGGAAGACAAAACUGUGGGUUGUCGUCUUGGCAAAUAUAAGGGUGGUACGUGCGCUGUAGUGGAGCCAUUUGAUACUAUUCACAUUCCUGCUAUUGCCAAAAAAGUAGUAAAAGCAUUUCAAGACUACAUAAGGUCAACUCCUUACUCAGUUUACAGCCCAGAAACCUAUGAAGGUCACUGGAAACAGCUCACAGUCCGUACCAGCAGGAAUGGCCACAUUAUGGCAAUUGUUUAUUUUAAUCCUCAGAAAUUAAGUAAAGAAGAGCUAGCUGACCUAAAAGUCUCUCUGGCAAAAUACUUCACUGAAGGGACGGGAAGGGACAGUGGCAUUACUUCUCUGUACUUUGUGGAGGAAGGCCAAAGGAAAUCUCCCAAUCUAGAAGACUUGCCUUUGGAGCAUGUGGCUGGUGAUAAGUACAUAUAUGAAGAACUUCUUGGCCUAAAAUUUAGAAUUUCUCCUCAUGCAUUUUUUCAAGUAAAUACACAGGCUGCAGAAGUUUUGUAUACUGCCAUUAGGGAGUGGGCACAACUGAGCCAAGAGAGCACAGUACUUGACAUUUGCUGUGGUACAGGAACUAUUGGGAUUUCUUUAGCCAAGAAAGUAAAGAAAGUGAUUGGAAUUGAACUCUGCCAAGAAGCUGUGCAGGAUGCCAAAGCGAACGCCCAGAUAAAUGAACUGAAUAACAUCGAAUUUCAUUGUGGGAAGGCUGAAGAUAUUGUUCCUUCCUUAAUUAACAUAUUAGCUCCCCAGAACCUAAUUACCAUUGUAGAUCCGCCACGAGCAGGACUGCAUUCCAAGGUAAUCCUUGCAAUUAGAAGAGCUGAACAGCUGAAGAAGCUUAUCUAUGUAUCCUGUAAUCCCAGAGCUGCAAUGAAUAACUUCAUAGAUCUUUGCCGGGCCCCUUCCAACCGAGUCAAAGGAGCCUCUUUCCGUCCUGUUAAAGCGAUGGCUGUGGAUCUCUUCCCUCAGACCAGGCACUGUGAGUUACUGAUAUUCUUUGAAAGGGUUGAAUAUGCAAACGGAAGCUCCGCAGAAACAAAGCCUGAUGAUACUCAAGUCACAACAGCAGGAUGUGAUUCAGAGUGCUUGGACAGUACCAACCCAUCUAAUGUUGAUGCAAGCCAGACAACUUCUAUGGAUACAUGCAUGGAUACAACAUCCAAAGAGAGGGAAUCAACUCAAGUCCUGUGAGAUACCUACCAGAAACUGCUUUUGCUUGUUAACUGCUUCAAUAACAUUGUUGCUGUAACACCUAGGUAAUAAAUCUCUACAACAGA
Cygnus atratus (black swan) is the source of this 2230-nucleotide messenger RNA. It is a transcript of the gene TRMT2A, whose product is annotated as tRNA methyltransferase 2 homolog A. Bases 153 to 2144 code for a protein of 663 amino acids. NCBI's taxonomy places the organism in Eukaryota, Metazoa, Chordata, Aves, Anseriformes, Anatidae. Gene Ontology annotation, molecular function: RNA binding; RNA methyltransferase activity. The record is from RefSeq and is a predicted model, not a curated record. Gene Ontology annotation, biological process: RNA processing. The transcript has 11 exons.